Messenger RNA from Pipistrellus nathusii (Nathusius's pipistrelle), 825 nucleotides. The record is from the annotation of a GenBank genome assembly. NCBI's taxonomy places the organism in Eukaryota, Metazoa, Chordata, Mammalia, Chiroptera, Vespertilionidae.
AUGUUGUCGGUCGCUGCCCGCUCGGGCCCGUUCGCGCCCGUCCUGUCGGCCUCUUCCCGCGCGGUGGCGGGCGCGCUGCGGCCCCUGGUGCAGGCCGCGCUGCCCCCGGCCCCGGAGCCGCCGGUGCUGGACGUGAAGCUGCCCUUCCUCUGCCGGGAGUCGCUGAACGGCCAGGCCGCGAGCGGGCCCCUCAUCGCCGUCGUGGGCCUUAACGCCCCUGCCUCCGUGCGCUGGUCCCACACCGACGUCAAAGUGCCCGACUUCUCGGACUGCCGGCGCGCCGAGGUGCAGGACAGCACCAGGCCCUCCAGGGAGAGCCGCGAGGCCCGGAAGGGCUUCUCCUACCUGCUCACCGCCACCACCACGGUGGCCGCCGCCUACACCGCCAAGAACGUCGUCUCCCAGUUCGUGUCCAGCAUGAGCGCCUCCGCCGACGUGCUGGCCAUGUCCAAGAUCGAGAUCAAGCUGUCCGACAUCCCCGAGGGCAAGAACGUGGCCUUCAAGUGGCGGGGCAAGCCGCUGUUCGUGCGCCACCGCACCCCGAGGGAGGUGGAGCAGGAGGCCGCCGUGGACGUGGCCCACCUGCGGGACCCCCAGCACGACCUGGAGCGCGUCAAGAAGCCCGAGUGGGUCAUCCUCAUCGGCGUCUGCACGCACCUGGGCUGCGUGCCCAUCGCCAACGCGGGCGACUUCGGCGGCUAUUACUGCCCGUGCCAUGGCUCCCACUACGACGCCUCCGGCCGCAUCCGGAAGGGGCCCGCGCCCCUCAACCUCGAGGUGCCCUACUACGAGUUCACCAGCGACGACGUGGUGGUGGUGGGCUAG